Molecule: messenger RNA, 1476 nt
Organism: Paramecium tetraurelia
Lineage: Eukaryota; Ciliophora; Oligohymenophorea; Peniculida; Parameciidae
Exons: 5
Biological process (GO): cell adhesion
Molecular function (GO): carbohydrate binding
Source: RefSeq, a predicted model, not a curated record
AUGAAAAUACUAGUGUUACUAUCUAUAUUAUAGCAAGUAUUGCCUACAAGAGAUGCAUAUUUUGAAACAGGUAAUAAAAUCCUGUUUUUGGGUAUCACUGAUCAUAUAUUGCAUUUGGAAUCAUACCUUCCUAGAUAUAUUGAGUUUUAAUUCAACUUCUAGAAGACAUUUGAAAUAGCACCAUAGGUUUUUGUAUCAUAAAAUCAUUUGGAUUGGGAAAAUUAAUUGCCAAAUGGAUUUAGAGAGAGAAUUAGUUUUGUAACAAUCAAAGGAUUCAGAGUGCAAGUAAAUGCUGUAGCAACAACUAAGCUUUUUGGAAUAGGAAUUUAUUGGUUUGCAUUUGAUGAUACAAGGUUGAAAAUCUAAAAAUUGGCUCAGGGGAAAGGAAAAUAUUUUUCACCAUUGAUCAUAAUCUUCAAGACGCAUCAGAGGGUUUUAUCUCCUUAUUAGGUAUCAGAUAUAUAUAAUUUAACCAUAUUUUGGAAUUAAAGGUAAUAAUUAUCAACAGCAAUUUUAGGUGGAAGAAAUAAAUCCAAAAAAGUCGUUAUCUCUGUUAGAUGCUAUCUGCAAUCAUAAAUAGACUAUAUAAAGUUCAAUAUUCUUUUGGGUGCUGAUUAAUCAUUAUGGACAUCACCUUCUUUAGCUUAUAUUGUUGAUCCUAAUUCAAAUCACCCAUUUGUAAUUAGGCCAGGCAAUGUGGCUGAAGUAACUGAAUAUAUAGAAUUCCCAUAAGAAUAGUUUAACGGUCUAACUAUUCCAAUUAUUUCACUUAUAACAAUAAGAGGAUAUAAUUGUGAUAAACAAUAUAACCAGAGAUUAUAUACUAUAGUAGAAUUACAAAGUCCUUAUAUUAAAGCAACUUUGGCAAAAUGGUGGGAUACAUUAACUACUGAAUUUUACUAUUAGGUUGCCAUUUAUAAUCCUAAUUAUAUAAUUAAAGAUUAAAAUUGUGCAGAGCUUUUCUCUGAAUGUAACUAUAGGGGCGAUUCUCUGAUUAUUUGUGGAAUUGUAUCAGAUAUUUCGAGUUAUGGAUGGUCUCAACCAAUUAAAUCGAUAUCUGUUCCAACUGGUAAAACUUUAAGUCUUUUUCAAUUGAGUAAUUUUCAAGGUACAAAAAGUUCAUUCAAUUAAAAUUAACAAUGUAUAUCAUCAAUUAACAAAUUAUCUUCAAAACUCCAACCCUUCAUAUCAUUUAUAAAAAUCCUUUUUCUAAACACAGACAUGAAUAAUAGUUGCUUGACUGUUAUCUUUUAUAGCUAAUGCAAUUAUUAAGGAACUGCAUUUACAGUAAAACAAGGGUACCAUUUAUAAUCCACAAAUCAGAUCCCUUUUGAAUUUAAGUCAAUCAUACUAUGUCCAAAUAUCAUUGUUAAAUUUAGAGAUCCUAAAUAUGAUGGAGGAGGAAUAAAUGAGUUUUCUUUUUCUUAAUCAUGCUUUGACAAUUAUUAGUUCCCAAAAUAUCGAUAACCAAGUUGA